AUGGCUCCUCCGUCGCGUGCGUUCUCCACCGCUGCGUCCGCUGCUCUUCGAGCUCUCCAAUGCUCUGGAUCGUACCGCGAGCGUCACAAAGCAAAGCGUGACGCUCUUGCUGCCAAGGCUGCGGCGGGGACGACUCAGCCAGAGAUUGUCCUCGAAGGUUCUUCUGUAGUCAACGACGCCGUUGACUUCGAGGACGACGACGUGGAGAUGGAAGAGGGCGAGGCCUCUUCUAGCAAGCGCAAGGAGUCUAUCGACAGCGAUAGUCUCGACCCGCAUGCCGGGUCGAGACGCCCUCGUGAAGGAGACGACUCGGACGCUUCGAGCUCGAAGCGUUCGCGCGGCGAGAGCGACACUCCGCUCUCUGCUGCUGAGGCUUUAAGCUCCCCACGUGAUGUGGUGACUUCAAGUUCUCCGCGCGCUGCUCAGGCAGCGCGCGAUCCGUGA
This is a messenger RNA of Phytophthora sojae, 444 nucleotides long. RefSeq lists its product as hypothetical. NCBI's taxonomy places the organism in Eukaryota, Oomycota, Peronosporomycetes, Peronosporales, Peronosporaceae. Bases 1 to 444 code for a protein of 147 amino acids. The transcript has 2 exons. The record is from RefSeq and is a predicted model, not a curated record.